AUGGUUAGGUCACGGCCACCAGGAUGGACAGAAGCUUCCGAAUACACAUUCCCAGUUGAUUGGUCUCCCAGCUGCCGGUCUCGCGACUUUGAGCUGGGACCAGAGGACUCCGUCUGGGAUGUCGGUGUAAUGCUCCAGAUGUUUUUGGUAUUGGCACUGGAAUCCACGCUUCCCUUCCAGCCCUACUGCCAUAACUGGAGGUUGCUCACGUGUGGUCUCCUCCAAAGUCAUUGUCACCAGUACAGUCACGAUGAACUAAUCCCGGAGGAAGAUAUCGAAUACUCAGCCAUUUCUAAAUUCCUGCAGGUGGCACCAGACACACAGGAUCAUAGGCAGAACAUCUAUCUUGAAACAGUCACUUUAGGCUGGGCCGAGCACUCCACUGGCCUGGAUGAGAGACUCUGCAUGGGCUCCAGGCCACUGUGGUAUAGGAGUAUGGCCUUAGCUGUGUGGGUUUUGCAAGAUAAGAAGAAGCUCUUCGUUGUUGGAGCGGGGGCCACGAACCCUUUGCCCUCGGCGCCUCGUUGGGCGCCUGUCCCCCCACCGCCCCGGCCCGGUUUCGCCCGCGGCCUGGGAGAAGGAGGCCCGGCCCGGGCGGGCGCUGGUGGCGCGCAACAGCUGCAGGUCGCAAAUGGCUCUCCCCGCCCCGGCCCAGCCCCCCGCGCUGGCUGGAGGCGGCGCCCCCUGGCCCGGCUGCGGGCCCGGGCCGCGGGGCGGAGAGGGGCGGGCGCAGGUAGCUGGGCCGCCGCCCGGGUGCGAGCGCGGGCGCGGGGCCGCCGUGGCGGGAUGGGGCGGCUCGGGGCCCGCCGCCUCGUCCUGCUCGCCGCCUGCCUGGGGCUCUGCGGGGCGCGCGGGGCGCUCGGAGCAUCUUUUUAUGGUGAAAGCUAUGUGGAGCUCAACAUCAUCGAAGUUUUGCCCGAGUUAUCUCUUCAAUUAAAAUUUCAAACCAGCAAACCACAGGGAUUACUUUUCCUUGCAGCUGGGAAAAAUGACUACUGUAUAAUAGAACUUCUAUCAGGAAACUUACGGGUGAGGGUGAAUUUGGGUGCAGGUGAACAAGUGCUCCUUUCUGAGCAAAGGCUUCGUGUGGAUGACUUGAAUUGGCAUUUAGUGGAACUGUACUAUGUUAAAAACACUAUCUCUCUGGUUAUCGACAAACACUAUGAGACAACUGGCCAAAUCACUGGUGGGACGCACAGUUUGCACUUUCAACAUGGAAUCUACAUAGCAGGCCAUGGUGAACUUGACCUCCCUUACCUGGAUGGAGAGCUUCCCGGUUUCCGUGGAUGUAUGGAGGGUGUGGUAUUUAACCAGAGGGAGAUCCUCGCAUCCCUCAGGUCUUACCCUGGUUUUAAGAAGGUGUAUGAGGUGUCACUAGGAUGCAAUGAUGAAUUUUUUGCAGGAGAGGAUGAGGCCAUCAAUUUCUUUAGCUCCAGAUCCUACGUCACCUUCCCAGAAUGGAGGGUGCGCAGGGAAGGGCUGUUGGAAUUUGCUUUGCAGACUGGAAGUCAACAAGCUUUGCUUUUGUUUCAGCCAGGUAGACAAGGAAAUUUUGUUGCUUUGGAAAUAGUUAAUGGUCUGUUGAAGGCUCAUGUAGGAAGGAGCAAAAGUAACACCCAGCUCUCUUCUUUAAGCGUAGUUAGUGACAACAAGUGGCAUGUUAUUCAACUCAGACUCACAGAACGGUAUCUGGACCUGAUGGUGGAUGAGCAAGGGGUAAGGGCGUUGCUACCCUUGCAAAGCAAACCAUUUGUAUCGGAAGGUCCUCUCUUCGUGGGAGGUCUUGAUAACCGUAAGGGAGAAGAAGUUAAGAAGUUAGAACUUGCCUCUGUGCCCAGGAAAUCUGCUCGAGGAAUCUCUUUCAAAGGGUGCUUAAGAGGCUUGGAAGCCAACUCAGAAAAGAGAGCAUUAAAGAAUGCCCUUGUGUCUAAAGAUGUAGCCUCCGGGUGUAAAUUGCAGAGUAGUGAUAAUGAAAACCCUUUCAUAACGACAGCAGAAAACCUGCUUCGUUCAGAAGUUCCCCUUUCCACUACCGUCCCCGAGGCACGCAAGCCUUUUCUUCACCAGGCAAGUAGCUAUUUCUUAAGUCUGAAUAACCUGGAGGUCCAAGAAGGUGGGCGAGCCUUACUGGAAAAAAGGCACAUGAACGUGGUUGUGGCAUCCGAAGAUGUGGGCAUCCAUCCUUCUGAAAUACUAUUUAAAAUAGAGGAAAUGCCCCUGCAUGGGUUCCUUCAAAUUGAUGUUUCGCCUGCACAGGGAAUGGAGGAGGCUUUCACUAUGUUAGAAUUGGGGCAAGGGAAAAUUUGGUAUGUCCAUGAUGGCUCAGAAGAACCUAGGGACUUUUUUACAUUUUCAGUCUCAUCCAAGAGCGGGAAGGAAAUGCCAUUGUAUCUGCAAGGACAUGUUCCAUAUGUGUUUAACAUUACUGUCCUUCCAGUAAAUGAUGCCCCGGUCCUUAAGCUCCCUGAAGGAAACUUGCUCCUCCUGUUUGAGAACUCUAAGAAACGACUGACUCCAAAUGUAAUACACGUGUCAGAUCCUGACACAGAUUCCUUGAGUCUUAGUUUCUCAGUUCUUGGCAACUUCAAUUCAGAUGCUGGGUUUUUAGAAAACACCAAUGGUCCUGGGAAAGCCAUUAAUGGUUUUACGCAUGGGGAUUUAAGAGAUGGCAACAUUUUCUAUGUGCACAGAGGUCAUCGGAACUCCCGGAUCCUUCUGAGAGCAAGCGAUGGAGAUCUGGUUAGCAAUACCGUAGUGUUACGGGUCAUGGCUGUUCCUUGGGACUUUGAAGUGGCUGUUAGAACCGGGGUAGUCGUCCAGCAGGGGGGCGUGGUUCUGAUUACACGGAGUAACUUAUCGGUGGAGGUUAAUGGUGAACCCCACGAGAUGGAGACCCGCUAUGCUAUCACUCAUCCACCCCAAUUUGGUCAGAUUCAGCAGCAGGGGUCAAGGGGUGAAUGGAAACAAGUUAGUACCUUUUCUCAACGUUCCAUUGAUCGGGGUCAGGUCCGGUACCAUAGCACAUUUCAAGAACUACAGCCAGAAAAUGUUACAGAUCACUUUAAAUUUAAAGUGAACAUAGAAGGGAAAGUCAGUGAAGAGCUGGUAUUUCCCAUUACCGUACACUGGCUAAAGUUUGUACUUCUGAAAAAUGUUCCUCUCGAGGUCAGUAAGCUGAGCAGACAAGUACUGAACUCUGACCACUUGCAGGCUGUGACAGAGGGUAUGAGUGUGACCCAGAAAGAACUACGUUUUAAGUUACUGACACCACCUAAGGAAGGAAAAUUGCUAGUUGGCAAUAAAGUUCUAAAAACAAACUCCGUUUUCAGCCAGCAAGACAUUGCAGACUCCAAGAUAAGUUAUGAGCCACGGGAGAGGCCUAGGGAAGACACAGAAGAUAUCUUUAGGUUCUUAAUUAUUGCAAAGCACAUAGAAUCCAAAAGUUAUACUUUCAGAAUAAACUUUGAAGCAGACAGGACCCGCAUUAUUGUAACUAACAGAGGGUUAUCUGUAAAAGAAGGAGAAGGGAAAUUAAUUACGAAAUCGGAAUUAUUCACUCAAACACUGGACAAUCAGACCUUCCAAUAUAUAAUCACCAAGAGUCCUCAACAUGGGAAGCUGAAACUGGUUAACUUUUCAGACCCUCCGGGAAGUCAUGACAAUAUCACCACGUUCACUGAUCAAGACAUAGUGGGGAAGCGGCUGAUGUAUGUCCACGAUGACUCUGAGACCCAACAUGAUGAAUUCCUCCUUGUGGCCUCCGCCACGGGACCAGGCCAAGAGGGAGUGGUCAGGCAUCUUGACGCAGAACAUUUAUCUACAGAAAUCAAGUUGCAUUUCUGUAGAGUUAAAAAAUGAUGAGAAACCAGUACGUGUGGUAGAUAAGGUCUUUUGUGUUGUAAGGAAUGGCCAGCGCCUACUGACCCUGGCAGAUCUCUGUUACCAUGACCCCGACUCAGAUUUUGAUGAUGGCCAGUUGCUCUACACCCGACGGGGC
Molecule: messenger RNA, 3997 nt
Organism: Lutra lutra (Eurasian river otter)
Lineage: Eukaryota; Metazoa; Chordata; Mammalia; Carnivora; Mustelidae
Product: chondroitin sulfate proteoglycan 4-like
Exons: 7
Coding region: 1-3858 (1285 amino acids)
Source: RefSeq, a predicted model, not a curated record